GCUAUUGGCCCGCGGAGCUGUCGGCUCGGCGGGCGGUGCCCGGACGCAGGUGCCGGCCGGAGCGGACCUAGUGGCGCCGACGUGCCGGGCCGGGCCGGGACCCGGGCCGGGGCAAACGGAGGGGCCUGUGUGGCCGCCCGGCCCGGCCGCGGAUCAGGCUCCUGUGACCAUGGGCCUCGGGCCCUGAGGAUACGGGGCUCCCCGUGGCCAUGACGACAGGUGACUGCUGCCACCUUCCUGGCUCCCUGUGUGACUGCUCUGGCAACCCUGCUUUCUCCAAGAUCGUGGAGGCCACAGGCCUUGGUCCACCCCAUUAUGUGGCACAAGUGACUUCAAGGGAUGGCCGACUCCUCUCCACUGUCAUCCGUGCCUUGGACACACCGAGCGACGGUCCCUUCUGCCGGAUCUGCCAUGAGGGAGCAAAUGGGGAGUGCUUGCUGUCCCCAUGUGGCUGCACUGGCACGCUGGGCGCUGUGCACAAGAGCUGUCUGGAGAGGUGGCUUUCAUCAUCCAACACUAGCUACUGUGAGCUGUGCCACACGGAGUUUGCAGUGGAGAAACGGCCUCGACCCCUCACAGAGUGGCUGAAGGACCCUGGACCACGGACGGAGAAGCGAACGCUGUGCUGCGACAUGGUGUGCUUCCUGUUCAUCACGCCGCUGGCUGCCAUCUCAGGCUGGUUGUGCCUGCGUGGGGCCCAGGACCACCUCCGGCUCCACAGCCAGCUGGAGGCCGUGGGUCUCAUUGCCCUCACCAUUGCCCUCUUCACCAUCUAUGUCCUCUGGACGCUGAAACAGUUUUUCUGUGUUGCCAAAGCUGGUCUCGAACUCUUGAGCUCAAACCUUCGCCUCCCAAAGUGCUGGGAUUACAGGUCUCCUUCCGCUACCAUUGCCAGCUGUACUCUGAGUGGAGAAAGACGAACCAGAAAGUACGCCUGAAGAUCCAGGAGGCUGAGGGCCCUGAGGGCCCCCAGCAUUCUCCGCUGGUGGCUGGACUCUUGAAGAAGGUGGCCGAGGAGACACCAGUGUGAAGGCUGGGCUCCCCGGGCCUUGCAGCAGAGACCCCAGAGGUAGCUGGCAAUACCCUGUCCUGUGGAAGGAUGAAAACCGCCUGACACUUCCUGCACAGCCUGAAUGCUUCUUAAGCCAAGAGACACCACGUGGACAAGUCUGUGAUCCUGUGUGAUGAUAUUUUCAGGUUUUUUUUUUUUUUUUUUUGCACACUGUUGUUUGUGUCAAGGACAAGUACACAGUCCUGAGCUCUGGAUGGAGCAGGCACCCUCAUCUCAUGCUGAGGUCCACGUGGCACCUUCUGGGCCAGCAGCUGUGGCCAGUGUAUCAAGGGCACCCUUAGAGCUGGAACGUUCCAGCAAGCUUCUUGCACUUCCCUGCACCUGGCAGGCUCACUUUUCUGGCACCCUUGACUUUCUAAAAAAGUUGCACUGCGUUUCAAAAACCCACCCCUGAAUGAAUAAAAGGAGCCUUGGCUGGACAAAA
Molecule: messenger RNA, 1496 nt
Organism: Callithrix jacchus (white-tufted-ear marmoset)
Lineage: Eukaryota; Metazoa; Chordata; Mammalia; Primates; Cebidae
Gene: MARCHF2
Product: membrane associated ring-CH-type finger 2
Biological process (GO): protein ubiquitination
Molecular function (GO): zinc ion binding; ubiquitin-protein transferase activity
Source: RefSeq, a predicted model, not a curated record